This is a messenger RNA of Lactuca virosa, 738 nucleotides long. NCBI's taxonomy places the organism in Eukaryota, Viridiplantae, Streptophyta, Magnoliopsida, Asterales, Asteraceae. The record is from the annotation of a GenBank genome assembly.
AUGUCGCUUUUAGCAAAAAGCGAUUCGAUUCAGAUUCGAGAGGUGUGGAAUGACAAUCUGGAAGAAGAAUUCGCAUUGAUUCGUAAUAUCGUUGAUGAUUUUCCUUACAUAGCAAUGGACACCGAGUUUCCUGGAAUCGUUCUUCGUCCGGUUGGUAAUUUCAAAAACAGCAACGAUUAUCAUUACCAGACAUUAAAAGACAACGUCGACAUGCUGAAAUUGAUUCAACUAGGGCUAACGUUCUCCGACGAAGAAGGUAAUUUACCAACCUGCGGAACGGAUAAACAGUGUAUAUGGCAAUUCAAUUUCCGGGAAUUCAAUGUGAAUGAAGAUGUUUUUGCAAACGAUUCCGUUGAGCUUUUGAGAGAGAGCGGCAUAGAUUUCAAGAAAAACAACGAAACGGGAAUCAAUGCACGGAGAUUCGGGGAACUGUUGAUGUCGUCAGGCAUUGUUUUGAAUGAUAGUGUGUAUUGGGUAACCUUCCACUCUGGUUAUGAUUUUGGUUAUUUGUUGAAGGUGUUGACAUGCAAGAAUCUUCCCGAUACACAAUCAGGGUUCUUCAAUUUGAUUAAUAUGUAUUUUCCAACCAUAUACGACAUCAAGCAUUUGAUGAAGUUCUGUAACAGUCUUCAUGGAGGUUUGAACAAGCUUGCUGAACUAUUGGAGGUUGAAAGAAUUGGGAUUUGUCAUCAAGCAGGUAAAACAAGGAGGAUUAGAAUCUCCAAUAAAAAGUAUUAA